Messenger RNA from Atta colombica, 700 nucleotides. RefSeq lists its product as uncharacterized. The record is from RefSeq and is a predicted model, not a curated record. Bases 41 to 616 code for a protein of 191 amino acids. Lineage: Eukaryota; Metazoa; Arthropoda; Insecta; Hymenoptera; Formicidae. The transcript has 2 exons.
ACCAAGUUUGUCGAUCGUCCGUACAGAAACAAUCACAGCGAUGGCCUGGUUGAAAAUCUUAUCUUAUUACAUUUUGUGCACUGUAAUAGUUGUUACUGCACAGUACAUGGGCGAUUACGAUUUUGAUUUCUAUGAAGAUUUACCAACGGACCGCUCAAAAAGUUUCAAUAAAGAAUACAACAGUAUCGGGCAAGAUGACUUUUACAUUGCAAACAAUCUCGAUGACACAGAGAAUCAAGAUGGCACGUAUCUUAGUUCAAAUUACGCUGUUUUUAGAAACAGUAUCGAUUCUUUUGAAAGGAGUCUCUUCGAUAAGCAGUUUAACUGGUACAAACUGUCUGAGAAAGUUUAUAGAUACACCAAGCAUCGAAUUUCCGGAUACGAUUGCGAUGAAUUUGAUUAUAUGCGUUCAAGGAAGAUUCAAGAGUGCGACGACAAAUCGAUUUGGAUGCAUUGUCUUUGCCAAUUCACAUGUUCGAAGCCGGAUGAAGUGGACUGUUACACACCGUGCAGAAGUGGAUGUGAAUGCAAGGAAGAGUACGUUUUUGACGAGAAAGCACAAAGAUAUCUGUUACCCGAGGAAUGUUCGAUAGAAAAUUACAAUUACAAUUACUAAAUUUUAUAUUCUCAUUCUUAACAUUCAUUAAACUACUCUUAUGCUACUAAACUGCGCCGAAUAAUUUAUCAUGUCAUAAAAGCA